Molecule: messenger RNA, 591 nt
Organism: Ascoidea rubescens DSM 1968
Lineage: Eukaryota; Fungi; Ascomycota; Saccharomycetes; Ascoideales; Ascoideaceae
Gene: MPD1
Product: protein disulfide isomerase MPD1
Exons: 1
Biological process (GO): response to endoplasmic reticulum stress
Cellular component (GO): endoplasmic reticulum lumen
Molecular function (GO): protein disulfide isomerase activity; protein-disulfide reductase activity
Source: RefSeq, a predicted model, not a curated record
UUGUGUUUCUUGUUUGCGAGUUUGAGUUUGGGCCUUCUUGCUCUGGCUGAUGAUGGGUUUUAUUCUAGCAGUGAGGUGUAUGAAUUGAGUGCAUCUACCUUCAAAGAGGUGAUUUUAGAUACAAAUUAUACCUCGAUUGUGGAGUUCUAUGCUCCAUGGUGUGGCCAUUGCCAGAGAUUGAAAGGAACGUACAAAAAAAUAGCAAGGGGUUUGAAAGAUAUCGUGAACGUUGCAGCUAUUAAUUGUGACUUGAAUAAAAACAAGAAAGUGUGUGCUGAGUAUUUGAUCGAAGGAUUUCCAACAUUGAUGGUCUUUAGACCGCCUAAAUAUGACGUUAAUUCUCCAGUCCAGAUUAAACAUUCUCCUGCAAAUGAAAAAUACUUGGGUGAAAGAAAUUUCAAAUCCAUAAGUGAUUUUCUAUUAACCAGACUCAAAAACUAUGUUAAAAGACUAAGUUUGAAGAAUAUCGAUAAAUGGGUUAAGGAUACUAAAAAUAACAAUAGAAUUCAAGUAGUUUUAGUCACUGAUAAGGAUAAAGCGUCAAAUUUAUUAAAAUCAUUAGCCAUCGAUUAUUUGUCUAUUUUGGAUUUU